Boleophthalmus pectinirostris (great blue-spotted mudskipper) is the source of this 610-nucleotide messenger RNA. Its product is annotated as guanine nucleotide-binding protein G(o) subunit alpha-like. The transcript has 5 exons. The record is from RefSeq and is a predicted model, not a curated record. Gene Ontology annotation, biological process: adenylate cyclase-modulating G protein-coupled receptor signaling pathway. The annotation marks the transcript as partial. Lineage: Eukaryota; Metazoa; Chordata; Actinopteri; Gobiiformes; Gobiidae. Gene Ontology annotation, cellular component: heterotrimeric G-protein complex. Gene Ontology annotation, molecular function: G-protein beta/gamma-subunit complex binding; GTPase activity; G protein-coupled receptor binding.
CCUCUUUGAGAAUUUGAGUCGAAUUAUCUCUCCCAACUACGUUCCCUCUGAGACUGAUGUUUUAAGAGUGCGAGUACGAACCUGUGGAAUCAUUGAAACACAAUUUCAAGUGAAUGAUUUAGUUUUUCGAUUUUAUGAUGUUGGUGGACAGCGCAGUGAGCGAAGAAAGUGGCUUAACUGUUUCGACUGCAUUGAUGCCCUUUUGUUUGUUGUGGCGCUAAGCAGCUAUGAUGGCACACUGACAGAACAGUCAUCAACGAGUAAGUUACUGGAGAGUCUUGAACUGUUCUCAUCCAUCUGCAACAAUGGGAUUUUUAACAAUACAUUAUUAAUUUUGUUCAUGAACAAGGCAGAUCUUUUCCAAGAGAAGAUUUUAAACUCUGGAAGACACCUAAAACUGUACCUUCCAUUGUAUACAGGAGCAGAUUGUGAUGUGGAUGCGGCUGCUAACUACAUUACUACCAUGUUUUCAUCGUGUAACACCAAUACUGACAAACAUGUGUAUCAUCACUUCACAACUGCCACAAACAGUGACAGCAUGCAUGUGGCCUUCCAGAUGCUCACUGAACAGAUUUUAAUGGAAAAUAUUGCAAAUUUCCAUUUGAACUAG